Messenger RNA from Phyllopteryx taeniolatus (common seadragon), 11687 nucleotides. RefSeq names its product protocadherin-1-like. The record is from RefSeq and is a predicted model, not a curated record. Gene Ontology annotation, molecular function: calcium ion binding. Gene Ontology annotation, cellular component: plasma membrane. The transcript has 5 exons. Bases 806 to 4432 code for a protein of 1208 amino acids. Lineage: Eukaryota; Metazoa; Chordata; Actinopteri; Syngnathiformes; Syngnathidae. Gene Ontology annotation, biological process: homophilic cell-cell adhesion.
CAAGUAGGAGUUGGAGGGGGGGCACUUGAUGUCAGCUGCUGCAAUUGUUACGUGAUUCUGUAGCUUGACAGAAGCUAAUAAUUCAUAAAAGCUUUAAAAGCACAUUUGAGACGGUAUAAAGCGGUCGAAAUGUGUUUUUAUUUUGAAUAAAAAUAAAAUGAAGAGAGUUCAACGCCGAGUGACGCCCCCACCCCCGACCCCGGACCCCUCCCUCUCCUCCUCCCGUCUCUGCGGUGGUGAGACACUCGCUCGCAGUACGAGAGCGCGAGAGUAGUUGCGAGCUUGGUGGUGCUUCAGUUUGUCAGCAGCCGGGCGGCAGCGCAGCAGCAAGUGAGCAGCCUGCACAGCGAGCGAACCGACCGAACCAGGAAAGCAACCGUACCGCGAGUCAGCCCCAACGCCAUCAAACGGGGAGAUUUUUCCAACUAUUAUCUUUUUUUUUUUUUUUUUUUAACUUCCGCACAUCUUUUGUUGUUGUUGUUGUUUUUAAUGUCCGGCAUCCUCGUCCUCCUCCUGCUGACAGAACCACGAACGUGAUGCGGACCUCCGCUGAUUAGACGCCCGAACCGAGCCGGUCACGACACUCACAAAAAGUGGACUUCAUUGUGAGAGGAAUAUUCCCCUGCCUCCAUUUGGAUUUCAAGUGCUUGUCUUUCUUCAUACGUGUGGAUUUUUGUUCGAUUUUUUUGUCAUCUUUUUCCAACCCUCCGACUUCCGGAGUGGACACCGACAUUGAGCGUAGCCUGUAGCCGGGCUGGAGCGCUUCAAGCUGGGCUACCGCGCGGCGCUCACCCGCUCCAGAGUGAUGGCGGCACUGCUCUGCCUGGCGGUGGUGCUACUGUCAUCGUGCAACGGCGCCCCCUCCGACAUCCUCUACCGGGUCUCCGAGGAGCAGCCGCCCAACACACUGGUGGGCAGCCUGGCGGCGGACCGCGGGCUGCCCGACAGCGGGCACCUGUACAAGCUGGAGGUGGGCUCGCCCUACCUACGCGUGGACGGAAAGACGGGAGACAUCUACACCACCGAGAUCCCCAUCGACCGCGAGACCCUCAGGGACUGCCGCAACCUCUUUGAGAACGACAAGUGCUACAUGGAGUUCGAGGUGUCCAUCACCGACAUGGUGAAAGGCAUCGGAUCGGGUCCGCGCCUCAUCGAGGGCCGCAUCGAGGUUCUGGACAUAAAUGACAACACGCCCCAGUUCUCCUCACCCAUCCUUACCCUGUCGAUCCCGGAGAACACCCACGUGGGCGCACUGUUCGCCAUUCCCAUGGCGACGGAUCGCGACGACGCUAACAACGGCGUGGCCGAGUACUCCCUGAGCAUGGGACCCGACGCCGAGCAGCUCUUCGGACUGCAGGUGGCGGUGGACACGGACGAGAAGCUGCCCCAGCUAGUUGUCAUGGGGAACCUGGACCGCGAGAAGAAGGACUCGUACGACUUGAACGUUCGUGUGGUAGAUGGCGGGCGACCGGCCAGGGCCAGCAGCGCCCUGCUCAGGGUGGUCGUCACUGACCAGAACGACAACGCUCCAAAGUUUGAGAGGAGUCACUAUGAUGCUGAGCUGGCAGAGAACAGCCCGCUAGGACACUCCGUGCUACAGGUCCGCGCAAAUGACGCCGACAUGGGCACCAAUGGUGAGAUCGACUACAGCCUGCACCAGAUGUCCGAGGCAGUCCAGAGACUUCUGCGCAUCGACCGCUCCACCGGAAUCAUCUACGUCAAAGGCAUGGUGGACCGUGAGGAGGAGAACUUCCUCAAGUUCUCUGUCGUGGCCAAAGACCGGGGGCCAAACUCCAAGAGCUCCAAAGUCCUGGUAACCAUCAACGUCCGGGACCAGAACGACAAUGCUCCCACCAUAGAGAUCCGCGGCAUUGGCCUAGUGACGCAUCAGGAUGGCAUCGCCAACAUCUCAGAGGACAUGCCGGUGGGCACCGCGGUGGCGCUGGUCCAAGUGUCGGACCGCGAUGAGGGGGAGAAUGCGGUGGUGACGUGUGUGGUGGCCGGCGAUGUCCCAUUCCAGCUGCAGCCUCUGGGUGAGUCCAGCAACGACCGUAAAAGGAAGUACUUCCUGCAGACCACCACGCUGCUGGACUAUGAACGAGUGAAGGAUUACAGGAUUGCGAUCGUGGCGGUGGAUUCCGGCAACCCUGCUUUGUCCAGCACCAACUCCCUGAAAGUGCAAGUCACCGACAUAAACGACAAUACACCCAGCUUCUCCCCAGCCAUCCUGGAAGUGGACUUUGCUGAGGGGAACCAGCCGGGCGACAAGGUGCUACAGGUGGUGGCUGCCGACGCCGACAGCGGCAGCAACGCCGAGCUGGUCUACAGUAUCGUGGAGCGCUCGGCCACCCCGCUCUUUGAAAUCGACAACAGCAGCGGCGAGGUUCGAGUUAAGAACCUGCUGGACCGCGAGGAGACAGAGCGCUACGAGUUCCGCGUGGCGGCAGCUGACAAAGGCGUUCCGAGCAAAACCGGCACGGCGACAGUGAUAAUCAACGUCCUAGACCGCAACGACAACGACCCCAAGUUCAUGCUGAGCGGCUACAGCUUCUCCGUCAUUGAAAACAUGCCACCGCUUAACCCUGUGGGGGUGGUCACUGUUACCGAUAUUGACAAGGGCGACAAUGCUCGAGUCAAGUUGUUUGUUGAACCCGACAAUGGCAAGUUUGUCAUCCAAAACGGCACCGGAAACAUCUUGUCCAGCAUAUCGUUCGACCGAGAGAAGGAAAGCACUUACACCUUUCGGCUGAAGGCAGUGGACGCUGGUGACCCCCCUCGAUCCUCCUAUGUGGGCAUCACCAUCAACGUCCUGGAUGAGAACGACAACGCCCCCUAUGUCACCAAACCUGCCAACUCGUCCUACACGUACCUGAGCCCUGUCACAGCUCUGGAAAGCCGCGUAGAGGUGGUGGAAGCCGAGGACAUCGACUCGGGACCCAACGCUGAGCUGGAGUACAUCAUCACCGGGGGGAACCCGUAUGGACUCUUCCACAUUUCGCCCACCACAGGGGAGAUCACCCUGGCACAGAAAUUCACAGGGAAGCACAACGGGCUGCACCGGCUAGUGGUGCAGGUUCGGGACAAAGGCAAGCCACCUCGCCACACCACCACGCUGGUGCAUGUGUUUGUCAACGACACCAAGGCCAACGUGUCACUGAUUGAGGCUCUGGUGGGGCAUAGUCUGUACACCCCCCUGGACCGGGACAUCGCGGGGGACCCCAACUACGCCUUGGCACAGCGUAGUAACAUCCUGUAUGGGAGCCUGGCCGGGAUUGCCGGCGUCAUCCUGGUCAUUGUGGCCGUGGUGGUCAUCAGGCACCGACUCCAGAAGGACACCAAGAGCGGCUACCAGGCGGGCAAGAAGGAGAGCAAAGACCUAUACGCCCCCAAGCAGGGACCCAAAAACUCCAAGGGGAAAAAGAGCAAGAAGGGCAAAGCUCCAAAACCAGCCAAACCUCUAGAAGAGGACGAGGAUGCCAGCCUCCAGAAAGGCCUCAAGUUUAAUCUCAUCAAUGAGGUUGUUAGCGACAGUCCCCGGAUACACUUGCCCUUAAACUACCCGCCCGGUAGCCCUGACUUGGGGAGACACUACCGCUCCAACUCGCCACUGCCGUCCAUCCAGCUUCAGCCGCAGUCGCCCUCAGCCUCCAAGAAACACCAGGCGGUGCAGGACCUCCCUGCCACCAACACCUUCGUGGGCACGGGUGACAACAACUCCACGGGCUCUGACCAAUAUUCGGAUUACAGCUACAAGGCCAACCCGCCCAAAUACAGCAGCAAACAGCAGCCGCAUCGCCGGGUAACCUUCUCCACGGCCAACCAGGCGCCGGACCUGCAGGACGCGUCCCAGCACAGCUACUACGACAGCGGACUGGACGAGUCGGAGACGGUCAGCUCCAAGUCUUCCUCCGGGCCUCGGAUCGGCCCGCUGGCACUGCCCGAGGACCACUACGAACGCACCACACCCGACGGCAGCAUCGGCGAGAUGGAGCACCCCGAGAACGACCUGAGGCCCCUCCCGGACGUGGCUAUGACAGGCAACUGCACGCGCGAGUGCACUGAGUUCGGCCACUCGGACUCAUGCUGGAUGCCUGGCCAGCUGUCACCCAACCGCAAGGGAGCCAAGGGCGCCGCCCCCCCCAAGCUGUCCACCUUCGUGCCUUACCAGGAGACGGACGCCGCCCGGGACCCGCCGGCGCCGCUCCCUGUGGCCAACGGCAGCCCCAAGCCCAUCCCCGUGGAGGAACGUGGGCCGGGCGGCGGCGGCAGGGUGGCAAACAUGCGCUUCAUGACGCCCUACAGCAGUGCCUACCCCCUGGGCGCGGCUGCCAAAGACUGCGGCCUGGAGGAGAUCCCCCUCAGCCAGGCGGUGGAGUUCCACUCGGCCACCACCCCCACGGGACACGCGUCCAAGAGGGAGAUCUACCUGUGAGGGCGCCACCCCUGACGCUCCCAGCUUCGAGCCCCGCCAACUGUCACCCCCUGUUGACGCUGCUCACCUGAACACCUGCUCCCCAUAAACAAACCACACUGCCCUUAAACACCUCACAAACCCUCACUACCGCCCCAUAAACACCUCACUGCCUCCUAGACUUCACCCCAGGCGCCUCCUUAGUGCUCCUAAACACCUCACAGGGCCCCAAGCACCUUUACUGUCCCUAAACACCUCACCACAUCCCCAUAAACUCCGCACUUGGCCCCCAAACACCUCCCUUACGGCCCCCUUAUCACCUAACUACACGCCCAACCACCUCCCUGCUCUAAUAAACACCUUACUGCUCCAAAAACCUCAUCACCACCCCAAACCACCUCACUGCCCCCCUAAACACAUCUUACUUUCCCCCACCAUCCCACUGAACACCUCACUGCCAGUCCUAAACACCUCCCUUACUGCCCCCUAAACACCUCACCACAUCCCCAACACGUCUCUUCCCUAUUUAACAACUUACUGUCAACCCCAAACACCUCAUUACUGCCCUAACUGGUCCCACAAAGACCCAACUGCCCUAUUAAGCAGCUUACUGCCCCACCCAAACACCUCAGUGCCCCUCUAACAUCACACUCGACACCUCAUCGGGACCCCAUACACCAUAACGCUACUAAACACAUGACUGGCCCACCCGAACACCUCACAAAACACCUCUCUGCCCUAUUAAACACCUUACUGCCCCACCCAAAUACCUCACUGUCGCAUCCAAACCCAUGGUCAAUUCCCUUAACACCUCACUGACCCCCCCAACACCUCAAUAAACACCUCACCACCCUUAAAAAGACCUCACCAUCCCCAACAACCCUCUUACAAAACACCUCUCCAGCCCCCUGAAAACCUCACCUGUGCCUGGCUGUGUUUCACCACAGACUCCCCUUUUCCCUUACGCCCACUGCUUUAGACUCUGCCCACCUGGCUUCAAGCCAACCAAUCAGCUGUAAAUGAGAAAUGGAAGGAAUGUAAACAACACACUUUACUUUUGUUUCAUGUUUUUGCCCCCACCUCCUUCCCCCAAGUAGACUUUGUUGUAAAUCCUUACGCAGUAUUCCAUGUGAAACUAUCUAGCCAGACUUUGAACUUCUUUCUUUGGACUUCUGUGGGAAGUUUUUGCUGCGACCGUCAAAAAAGUCAAACAACCUGGCCUGUUUUUUUGUUUUGUUUAUUUGUUUUUUUAACCAGGACGUUUGCCUCGUUUACAUACGGCGGGAAUCUUUGUCUUUCUCGUGUUUUUUCCCCGGUGUAUAUGUGUAAAUAUGGCGAAGCUCGCGUGACGUCACGCCGCUGGACUGACGGGUUUUGCAUGUACAGACGCUGCCGGGAAAUGUUUGUUUCUUGUUUUUUCUUCUUGAACAUCACAACACUCUCGUUACAGGAGAAACCGUUCAGAAUUAAUUGACAAGCCCAAAGUGGAAAUUAAGAACUUUCAGGUCAAAAUUAAAAUUCUCAUCAUCCUCCUCAUCAUAAUGAGAGCUGAAGGUUGUAAUCUGGAAUAUUGAAGUGAAUCCGAAACAUUUUCUUGAUUGUCGUCAUCAUCCAUAUUAAAUGUUGAUUGUCAAAGAAUUCAUCAACAACACAGUUCAUCACUGAACAUGAAAAGAAGUCAGCGCAGAAGUUCAAGUUGAUGUUAAAUAGAAAAGAGUAAUCAUAAUAAUAAAAUAGUUGGGAGGAGCCAGAAUGUCCACAUUUUCACAAGUUAACAGGAAGUAUCAAAGUGGUCAAGUAUUUUUUAGGCUACAAAAUAUUUUUUCUUGUUAUAAUUGCUGUGUUUAUUAUUAUUAAUUAAUCACCUUUUCAGCUUUCAUUAUUAUUAUCAUUAGUAUUAAUUUUCUAGCAAGCUAUCCAUCUUUUGGGGACGGAAUAUAUUUGUUAUUUUAAUGAUUGAAAAAAUAGAACCUUUUGAGAUCUUUAUUAUAAUUAUGGCAAAUAAACCACCUUUUAUGGACUUUAAUUAUUAUUGCCUUUCAUUAUUACAGCAACUCAAUUCCCUUUUGUCGCCUUUAAUAUUCUUAUUCUGGCCAAGUGAUCACCCUCUUAAGGAUUUAAUUAUUAUUUUUACCCUCAGUACACAGUACUGCCAAAUGAAUAACUUUUGGGGGCUUGUAUUAUUAUCUCUUUUUCUUCUUCUGACCAAGUAAUCAGCCUCAUAAGGCUUUUAUUAUUAUUAUUAUUGUUAUUAUUAUUAUUAUUAUUAUUAUUAUCACUUUCAGCAGACUGCCGAAUGAAUCACUUUUGAGGCCUUUAACUAUUUUUUAUUCAGGAAAUUUUCAGUGUGCUGGUGAUGGCAAAUUGGGUCAUACUUUAAGCAAACUGCAGUUAUUAUUAGUAGUGUCAUCCUGGCAAACGUAUCAAUUUGGGGGCAGCUUUAAUCAUUAUUUGUAUUAUUACUCUGCCAAAUAGCUCUCCUUUUGGGGGGGGGGGCUUUUAAUUAUAAUUUUUAUUCUGCCAUUUUUAUUUUUCAUCUGUCAGGCUUUAAUUAUUAUUAUUAUAUAUCCUGGCAAAAUAAUCCAUUUUGUGGAAAUGUUAUUAUUAUUAUUAUUAUUCCAGCUAAAGCCAAAUUAGUAAAUUUCCUUUACGAGGGCUUUAACAUCAACUAAAUAAUUCACCAAAUUGUGCAAAAACUUGUGUGAUGGUGGAAAAUUGAAGCAAUCAAACCCCCUUAAGCCACUGGGCGGCGCUCCCUGGAGUAGUCUGUCAUUUUGUUUUGAUUUCUGUGCCGAUUUUGUUGGAAUAGGUCCAUUUCCAGUCAUGUUGUAAUCUAUAAAACGUAAAUUGUGAGGAAUAUUCCCAUUUCAAGGCCCAACUCCCGCUUCUGCCUAGACCCCCGUCGUCUUUCCUGCUUCCUCAGCCUCUUCUUUUCCUCUUUCCUCUCGCCUUGGCCGUCAGGAAUCAGGUCAUUUUUUUUCCCUUCCCACCUCCCAAGCGGCUGCCGUGUUUUGCUGCGUGAGGUAAAGAUGGAGGCCGGAGGUUAUGCUUACUCUUUGCUACCAAUUAACCUCAGCCGACACUCAGUGACCUUUCACUGCCUCUGCUGGCUUUGAGUGCGUGUGUUUGUGUGCAUGCCUAUGAGUGUGCAGUUCAUUUCUUAAACUUUAAAGGUAGCGUCACAAUUCUUUAAGUCUUAAUUUGAGACUUUUUGACCCUGAAAGGAAAGUAAAAGGAUUUUCUUUUCCUCGCUUUCAUUUAUUAGCCUGCCAUACAGCAACACCCCAAAAAAAUCACGAACCAUCUCUAACAAAUUAAACAUUUACACCCAACUCCAAAUUUGUGGCAUUUGAUUUAGCAGCUUGACCUUUGGUAGGCCUGUCUAUUAUAAGUAGACCCACACAAAUUCUCAAGAAGCUAUGCCCGAAAAGACACAAAGUCUGCCAUUUUGGUUCGAAUUUGUCAAUUAAGGGAUCCUUGUUCCUUGGAAUUUUUUCGAAAAUUCAACCCCAGCACCCAUUGUGGCCUGGAAACAUUAAGUUUUAUAGGCAUAUCAAUCAUGAGGAGACCCACAAAACAGUCUCAAGAAGCCAUCCCUGAAAAGACACAGGACGUCUGCCAUUUUGGUUCAAAGUGACUCAUUUAUGUAGGCUCAUUUCUAGGGGCUAUUGCUCCCUGGAAUUUAUUUGAAAAUUCACCCUCCGCUCCCAUUUUGUCUUGGAAACAUGACAUUUGCUACGCAUGUCUUUCAUGAGUAGACCCACAAAAAGUCCCAAUAAGCCAUGCCCGAAAAGACAAAGAGAGUCAGUCCUUUUGGUACAAAGUGGCUGAUUUAGGCACAUCCCAAGGAAUUCUGGCUCCCUAGAAUGAUUUUUUUUUUUUAAACUCAGCCCCUGCAUUCUGUUUGACUUAACAACAUGAAAUUUGGUAGGUAUGUCUAUCAUGAGUAGACCCACAGAAAAGUCUCCAGAAGCCAUGCCUGAAAAGCCAAAUAAAGUCUGCCAUUGUAGUUCAAAGUGGCCAAUUUAGCCUCAUUUCAAGGGAUCCUUGCACCCUGAAAUUUUUGGGAGAAUUCAGCCCUCGCUCCAUUUGUCUUGGAAACAUGAAAUUAGUUUUUUUUUGUUUUUUUUUGGUUGUUUUUAUUUGGGGGGGGGGGGGGGUAUUUUGUAAUUUGUCGAUUGUGAGUAGACCCUCAAAAAGCCAUAGCCAUAAAGACACAGGAAGAUUUGCAAUUUUAUUUUGAAGUGAAAAUUUUCGGCUCAUUUUGUCCAUUUCCAGGUGUUUUUAAAGACAAACUGCUCCUAGAAAAGGAGUUAUUUCCUUUGUUUUGUUUAAUUAGACAGCCACAUUGUGCGUUUCACAUCUUCCUGUCUAUUCACCAACAUCCUAACGUUUCUGCCCCCCCCCCAGGAAGAAGAAGUCCGUUAGCCUAAUAGCAUAGAUAGCAAAGUUUUUUCUUGUUUUUUCCAAAAACGUUCAAAUUUGACUUAGGCAACUAUGGCAUUAGGCUAACUUGCUAAAUUGUCAGCUGUGAAUGUGCUCCCACGUUUGCAUGACUUCCAAACGAAUCGUCAACUUUGGAAGCCAGUGGUUGGAAACCAGUUUGACACAAAUAUUAAUAUUUAGUCUGGAAAAUUCCCAAGUUUAUGAAUUAUGAAAUAAUAAUUAAUCCUUUCUCUUAUUUCGUCACAACAAAACUAUAGUGUAAACUGUCGUGUUCAAAGUACAAAAAGUUGAUUCCUUCAGCUCUCAUCCAGGUGGUUAAACUCGAACGUGAAAUCAAGACAUGAUCCAAGCUCCUCCGUCCCGCACACGCUACAUGCUAACGCUAACACUGAGCGCGUCUUACAUUAACGCCGCAGGGUGCCUUGUGUAGCAUAUACGUAUCGUACGAGUGGCCAGAGUCCAAAUCUUUUUUUUUUUCUCUGAAAAUGGGAAGUUGAGUUUGACGAGAAAAAGCAGGUUGUUAGAAUUAUUAUUUUAAAAAAAGGAAAAUGUCUUUCAAGUUCAUUAAAGUAUUUUGUAUUGGGAAACAAACAACAUACAAUUUGACAUCCACAUUUUCAACAUUUUUAUUAAAUUGUUUAACAAAUGUUGGAUUUGACAUUUCCCACAUUGCACUUGAUUUGUUUGUCAAUUGUGUACUAUAAUGCUGAGCAUGGAACAAGCUGACUUUAUAAAUAUGAAAACCUUUUUGGGUUGUCACAGUUUUCUCAGUUGGUCAGUCAAUCACUGCUUUACUGUAUGGUGUACGGGAUUUUAUUUAAUUUUUUCGUUUUUAACACAAUUUUAGUGAGCGGGCACACUGUAUUUUAUACUUCCUGACUCCAUCGCAACCUGAUCCGCACAACAUGACAACAACUAGCCAUAAACAGGAAGUCAGGUCCCUUCAAAUACGUAAAUGACAAAUCGCAAGUUAAUGACGUCCUAAUGAUUCAUAAUGAGAAAAUGUUUCCCUAAUUUGGUCAAAUGUACGAAAAGCGCAAAUGAACAUGUUAAUGUGCAAGAAGCACAAAUUGUUUACUUUUGAGACAAUUUGUGACGAUUUCUUUGGUGACUUUUAGCAGCAAAUUGAAAUUUGGGUCUCUGUAUGCAUUAAAUGAAAAAAUGUCCAAAUGAUUCAUGCCGCUCAAAGGAAACCAACAUCUCUGUAAGGUAGUGAAAAACUAAACAAAUUGGGUCAAAUGUUCAAUAAAAGAAAAUGAUCUUGAAUAUUUUGUUACAAUCUCUCGAGGUUUAUUUAAAAAAACGCUCUUCAUUUUAAAAAAAAGUGUGAUAUUGGCUGAUUUGAGUAAAGAAACCAUUUUUUUAGUCAUUGGUAAAUAAGUGAUUUGUCAAUUUGCUACGAUCUCUUUUUUAAAAUCCAUAAUUAGUAUAUUGUUAAUUUUAAUAAAAUCUACAUUACUGUAAUGUAUUGAAAAUAAUGAAACAAAUUAAGUCAAACGUACGAGAACCGGAAAUGAAGUAGUAAAAAUUAAUUUGUUAUAAUCUCUCCAGUCAAUAGAUAUAUAUUUAAAAAAGCUUUAAUUUUGUCAAUAAAAAAAAACCUCAGAUAUUUUUCAAGUCAUAAACUAGCUAACUUGAGUAAAAAAAAAACAAACAAAAAAACAACGUUUUUAGUGUAAUUGUUACUCAACGCGAUUUGUUACCUGUUUUAGAUAAAAUCACAAAUUAAAUACAACCGGAAUGUAACGACAAGAACUAAAAAAAUUAAGUCAAACAUUACGAGAGGCGCAAAUCAUGGCGAUGGUAAAAAUAUAUUUGUUGCAAUCUCUCCAGUUAAGAAUAUUAAAAAAAAAUGCAAUAUUUUUCAAAUGUCAUAAACUACCUAACUUCUGUCAAAAAAAAAAAAAACGUUUUUGUUUAAUUGUUACGUAACUUGCAAAAUCGAUUUGUUACUUGUCAGUUUGUUACGAUCUGUUAGUUAAAACCACAAGUGAAUUACGUCGGAACGAUUCAAGCUGCUAAAAUUAAACUGAAGUUCCCAUAAUGUAAUGAAAUAAGUAAACAAAUUAAAUCAAAUGUACAAGAAACAUUAGUCAUUUACUAUUUCAAAAAAGCUCUCAUUUUAUAAUUGAAAAAAAAAUGGCAAUAUUUUUCAAAUGCCAUAAACUUGCCAAUUUGAGUUAAAAAAACAAACAAAAAAAAAACCUUUUUUGUGUAAUUGUUACGUAACUGGCAGAUGUACCAGGCUAACGGAUUACCAGGAGGAGUUUGUAGACAAAACUUUUUGUAACGUUGUGACGCCCACGACAAAGCUAAGGAAAAAAAAAAAAAAAAAAGAAUUGCGCGUGCAGCGACUCCGAGCUUCCGAACUUCAGUGGGAUUCUUUUUUUUUUUUGUUUUUUCCACAGGUUACCGAGAAGAAGCGUGUCCAUGUUUGUAGACUUGCUGUGGGAUGGUUAUAUUUCUAUAGAAAAAAAUGCUAGUGAUGCGUUGUUUUUUGUACAGUUUUAUGUACAUGCAAUUGUAGUUUAGUUUUUUUCCAAUGAGAUGACAAAUACGAAUAUAUAUCUAUAUCUAAUAUCUCUAUACUCAAAGCGUGUGAAGGAAAUGUGGCGCGUAGGCUCGUCCGAUGUUCGUAGGCUCGCGUAGGAUCGUCACGCCGCUCAUCCACUUUUUGGGGGGGAUUAUUUUUCUCGUUUUUUUAAUAGCGGAGGAAUGUCGGGUGACGUGUUUGUUUCUUGGUUUGUUUGUCUUUUAUUGGCUUUUUUUUCCAUCCGCAUGUUUGACUUUGGAAUCAAUGUAAGUGCUCUUUUUUUUUUUUUUUUUUUUU